This is a messenger RNA of Taeniopygia guttata (zebra finch), 2616 nucleotides long. Lineage: Eukaryota; Metazoa; Chordata; Aves; Passeriformes; Estrildidae. The record is from RefSeq and is a predicted model, not a curated record.
GGUUUUCUUCCACAGCAGCUCAUCUUCCAGCACAUGGAAAUGGCCUGCUCCUGUACCUUUAAAAUUUCCUUCUUAAAGUAUGUCCAGCCUUCAUGGAUCCCUUUGUUUCUAAGGGCUGUUUCCUAAGGGACUUUGUGAACAAGUGUCCUGAACAGACUGAAGUCCAAGCUCUGGAAGUCCAAGGUAGAAGCUUUGUUGAUCUCCCUUCCUUACUUCACCAAGGAUCAGAAAUUAUUAUUUUGUGGUUGCUGUGCCAAAUUUGGCCACUGACCACCACACCUCCCACCAGCCCUUCUCUGUCAGCAAGCAGCAGGUCUAGCAGAGCACUGCCCCAGCAGGCUCCCAUACCAGCUGUGUCGGGGUGUUACCUUCCACACACUCCAGAACUUCCUAGACUGCCUGCUCUCCACCGUGAUGAGCUGCCAGCAGAUAUCUGGGGAGCUUUACAUUACCUGCAGUCCAGCUCCAAGCUCUGGCACCUUUAGUGCCUCUGAAGGCAUCAGCUUCUCUGGGGAGAGAGAGUACCAAGGUGCAGGUUCUGGCACAUGUGGAAACUUACAUGAUAGUUUCCUUUCUAUAGAACUACCAAACAUUCACAUGUAAUUCUGAGAUAAAAGCCACAGUAAGUUUCAGCUAAUUAAAUUAUACUAUGAAUAAAUUAUAGUUUGAAUAAUUCUUUGAAGAGGCAAGGAGUUCAGUCUUUCUGCCUAUUUUGCAAUGUUACUCAGCAGAACAGCCACAUCCCUGGGCCACCAAAGCCCUGAUAUGGGAUGCAUAAGGCAGGACACAAACACUUAUUCUAUUGUUUAGUUAUUGAAAAUAAAAGUAUAGGCUUCCUGGUGGGGAGUGGUUCAGCUGGGAACUGAUUAGCAUGUGCAGUAAACAAAAAACAUUUCAGUAACAAAACCCAGGCUUCAUUUGCUUGGGAAAACCACUGUAUGCUAAAAUUCUAAGAGAAAGGCUUUUCUGAGUAUUUGUGUAAUGUAUUGUUGGGAGUCAUGUGUGCCUGAAAGAAUAUGUGUGUUUUGUGGACAGCUGACUUGCCCAGGAGAACACAGCAUGCAAAUCUGAUGUAAAAUGUCAAAGAGCAAACAAUGUGAGUUAAGGCUCACAGCAUAUGUCUUCAGGCUGUGCUAGUGUGCUACUGUGAAAACACAGAGCGCAGCAUCUGAGCUGAUGCCAAUGAGUGCUCAAAAGAUGAAGAUAAGUCCUACAACUUCAAAUAAAUGCCAGUUUCCUCAUAUCUUUCUGAUGAUACAAGAUGUUUUAUGGUUCUGGUUUGAGCAGUGUGCCAGCAGAGAUGAUCAGGUUGCACUAAUUUAGUUUGUAUUACCUAGGAGAUAAGCAGUUCCCAUUUCCAGGCAUAAAACAGUAACUCCCUUUCUCAGAAAUGAACUGUUGAUUCUUAAUUCCACUAGAGAGCUGAGAUUCAGCUGUAAUCAUUCACUGAGACACAGGACGUGGAGAUCACCGUGGCACUCUCACCAUUGGGAAGAAACAAAGUCCUUGCAAGCUUUUCCUUCCUUCCUUAUGAGAAAAAUGAGCUGGGCGUUCCUACGUGAUCUGCUGAGUGGAGUGAAUAAAUACUCAACAGGAAUUGGAAGAAUUUGGGUAGCUGUGGUGUUCCUGUUCCGAUUACUGGUUUAUCUUGCUGCCGCAGAAAAUAUCUGGAAACAUGAACAUGAUGAAUUUGAGUGCAACAUCAAGCAGCCUGGUUGUGAAAAUGUCUGCUUUGACCAUUUCUUCCCUGUCUCUCACAUCAGACUUUGGGCUCUGCAGUUAAUCAUGGUCUCCACCCCUUCACUCUUGGUUGUCUUUCAUGUUGCUUACAGAGAAAACAGAGAGAAACGCCACAACCAGAAACUUUACAAAAAUACAAGAAAGACAGAUGGUGGGUUGCUGUGCACUUACCUUAUCAGCCUCAUUUUAAAAACAGGGCUUGAAAUAUUUUUUCUUGUUCUGUUCUAUAAACUGUACAACGGCUUCAAAAUACCACGUCUUGUGAAAUGUGACAUAAAACCAUGUCCCAAUACUGUAGACUGUUACAUUUCCAAACCCACAGAGAAGAUGAUUUUCCUCUAUUUUCUGGUGGCAACUUCAUGCCUGUGCAUCAUAUUAAAUCUAAGUGAACUGAGUUAUCUUCUGUUCAAAUACUCCAUAAAAUGUUAUCUGAAGAGACACAUGAAGAACAAGCAAGGCUCAAAAGCAAUUGCUGUGAAUCAGAACUCAUCAGGCACAACAGAGCAGCAGCUGCAGGAUGACUCCACAACAGCUCAUCAUCUUUGCCUCUGAAUAUGCAAGAUGAACAUGAAAAACAUUCCCCGCUGACUUGAAAGAAGGCUGGAGAUCACCCUCCCAUAACACAAGCUGGUUUUAACAAAUUGCUUUUCCAAUCAGUGCUUUGCAGAACUGUCCUUUGAAAGGAUAGUUACAUAGGAAAUGCUGUUUCUCUGUUAGUUCCCCAUUACUUGAGCUGAUAAAUUCAGCUACAUUAUGUAUGUUGAACAUAGAAUCAUUGAGACCUUUUCAUGUUCAAAUAAGAAAUGCAGAAGUUCUGAGAAUUCCAUGAAGCUUUAAUAUAAACACAGAAGCUUAUGAUAAAUCAUGCUGAAACAA